Schistosoma intercalatum is the source of this 2138-nucleotide messenger RNA. Lineage: Eukaryota; Metazoa; Platyhelminthes; Trematoda; Strigeidida; Schistosomatidae. The record is from the annotation of a GenBank genome assembly.
AAAAUCUUAAUUUUUCUUAAGGUUUCUCACUCAUAUUGUUGGGAAUGACCUAAUGAAAGUAAGAUAUUCUUGUCCUGAAACGAAUGAGUAAAUCUAUUCUCUAAUCAUCCUUCAAUAGAUUUCGUUGUUGCACAUAAAUAACUGUAAUAAAAGAAUAAAACACUAGCAUUAUCGUGUAUAAAAUACUCAAAGCUACACGUGGUAAAUUGUUAUUUUUCAUUUAUUGGGAUCUUACUUCAGGCUUGUCACAAUUAGUUAUGAUUAUAUGUCUAAAGUGAUAUUUAAAAGAAUCAUUACAUUGGGCAGUAAUAGGACUGAAUGCUUCUUAGUGUGAUAGCUGCUCGAACACUUCUCCCUGACAAUCCUUAUUGUCUGAUAACCUCACAUUCUUACAUGUAUUAAGUUUCAUUGUGAGGGUUAAGUAUUUCAUAUAUUGAACUUAUUUGACUAUACCGUUCAUUAUGGAUUCUGUUUCUCACCAUGACUCAGUAGUAAUUUGAGGAUUUAAAUACAUUCAAGUAGUUAUUAUCGCGAGAUGUUCUUUGGAAAUUAACCAUGUAUUAAUUUAACCAAUAUAUUAGUCUGAUAAUUUCGUUAUGUUUACAUUCUUUAUAGGUCCGAUGCCGAUUUCAGUGGAUAGAGAACGCCGUGCGAACGCCGGAGCCCGGAUGGCUCGGUUGUUGAAUGAAGAGGAGGAGGAUGAAUUCUAUUCCAAUAUUUAUGGUGGAUUUGCAGAAGAAGAAGAAGAUGCAGAUUAUCAAUCAGAAAGUUCAGUUGAAGAUGUAAUUGACUCUGAUUUCGCUGAUGAAAGCAGUGGAUCUGAUGAAGAUGACGCAACAGCAAUAGCAUCGGACGAUGAUGAGAACAAACGCCAAAAGCGUCAAUCUAAUCGUGUUGUUACAAAAGGUUACAAAGAACCUAAACGUGCUAAAAUUACUCGUCCUCAAGAAAAUAAAUUACCUGAUAAGAAGGCUAAUAGUGAUAAAAGUUUAACUGAUUCUCAGAGUAAAUCUACCGUACAGAUUAAAGAUAAGCAACAACAGAUAACAAUAACAAAGAAAACUUCAGGGCAAAUUUCAACUUAUGAACGACCAGAAUUACGGGCAAGCACAUUACAAGCUACAGCUGAUCAAGAAGCCGAAACCACGCGUAGACGAAUAGCCACUGCUGAGAAUACAGCUGUUCGUCGUAAAGCGUUACUAGCUGAAAUCGCUCAGCGCAAAAAUCUUCCGGAAGUUCGGCGUUUAACUCAAGAAGAAUUGUUGGCUGAGGCAAAAAUCACGGAAGAAAUCAAUCGUCGUUCUUUAGCUCGAUAUCAACGCCUAGAAAUUGAAAAGAAAAAAGCACGCAUUCAAAAAACGGUCAAUUCCACUCCAAUGAUUCGUUAUCAUUCAUUUACUGUUCCAAUUAUCGAGGAACAGCACAAUAUAUACGGAGUGUUAGCUAGUAAUGAUGAUGAGUCAUCUAUUCGAGCUGGUCCGAUAAUUACAGAUCAUUCAGCCAAAUGUUCAAGAAAUCUAAUAACGUUUGCUAAUGAUGCAUGUUUUCGUGAUUCAAUGCCUGAAACAGUCACUCCACUUCCAGAACCUGGUUACCCUGCUCCUACUCCUAUACGCCCAGAGCGUCGUUUACGUAUAUGUCCAAUUACUGGUUUACCAGCACGUUAUUUAGAUCCAUUAACUUUAACACCAUAUGCUAAUUUAGCAGCAUUUCGUGUACUUCGACGCUUAUAUUCUGUACAUUUAGAAACAAAAAAACCACCAAUAGAAUUGUUACGUGAAUAUCGGCAUGGUCGUUAACAUUUUGUCUACUUUCGUAUACAUUAAUCAAAACUAGAUGAUGUUGUAUAUAUUGUGUUAGCAAUUUAAAGAUUUCUUGAUUUUAAAAACAUGCUUCAGUCCAAUCUGUACAUCACUAACAAGUCCCUAUACAUGUACAUGAUCAUCUUUAACUUAUUCAUAUGUUUAUUUUUAAGAGGAUAUUCUUAUACAUGCUCAUUUACAAAUCAAUGUUUCAACAUUCAUGUUUGCGUUAUUCCUUAGCUAUAAAUGUACCUUACUAAUCAACAUGUUUCGCAUACUUGUAUUGUUUAUUGUCAAAGGUAUACUCGUACAGGUGGCACUGUUGACCUUCAGGAG